Molecule: messenger RNA, 780 nt
Organism: Aaosphaeria arxii CBS 175.79
Lineage: Eukaryota; Fungi; Ascomycota; Dothideomycetes; Pleosporales
Exons: 2
Coding region: 1-780 (259 amino acids)
Source: RefSeq, a predicted model, not a curated record
AUGGCAUCCGAUGGCAUCACCUCAAAAGCUGUACCUGUCGCUCCAAAUCCCGAGGAGGGCGAUGGCACUGUUGUCUUCCGUACUGUAGCAAAAGUCACUGACGUCCAUGAAUCUGGAAAUAGUGUUCAAGUUGACUUCGAGGAUUCUGCUAGCCAUACCAUACAGACUAUAACAGGAGAUCUCGUGAUCGUGGCAGACGGCUCAACAUCGUCCAUCAAAAAGAUCCUUCUACCAGGUGCGACGCGUCACUUUGCGGGGUAUAUAAGCUGGAGAGGAGCCGUCCCAGAACAUGCAAGCAAGAAGUAUGCAGAGAAGUUUGUUUUUCAACUCAUGAAUCGGAAUUAUCUCUUACAUUACACCAUCCCAACGGAUGAGGGCAAUCUAGAUCCAGGAAAGCGUCUACACAAUUGGAUCUGGUACCAGCGCGUAAAUGAACAAGAAUUGAACUCGAUAUUUACCGACAUCAAUGGACCACAGCACCAAGGUACAGUGGCUCGCGGCUUGUUGGACCCAAAGAUCUGGGAAAAACAGAAAGCAGUUGCUUCCAAGACGAUGCCCGAGGAGCUGUCUCAGAUCCUUCACAGUACCUCAUCCCCGUUUGUAUCUAAGAUCUAUGACGCAUCAUUAACUAAAGCUGUGUUCUUCGGCGAGAAGCUAUUUCUUAUCGGAGAUGCGCUGACCACGAUCCGUCCAAAUGCCGGAAUGAGCACCACGUACGCUGCAUACGCUGUCAACGAGCUCGAGAAGGUCGUCGAGGGAAAUCAAACUCCAAGCCGGUAG